GACUAUCUCAUACCACAACACAUGUUUCCAAUGACAAAUAAGUUCUCAGUUAUCAGCCCUUCCUAUUGUGUUCCUAACUCUCUUAACCUACAAAUUAACACAGAGAAAGGUGUUACUUACGACGUAAAGGGUAACCGUGUAUUUUACAUAAAAGAUACUUUGUUCACAUUUCACGGUCGUCGCGUGUUAUGUGAUGAUAAAGGAAGUCCCAUCGUCACUCUAUACAAGAAGAAUGUGACAUUGCACGGGCAAUGCAAAGUUUUCAGGGGUAAUAGCAAUGGUCCCUCUGAGUUGCUCUUUUCGGUGAAGAGAUCGUCAAUAAUCCCGAGUGGGAAGAUGAUUAGAUUAGAUGUCUUCCUUGAAAACAAGAGAAAAGGAAGCAUGUGUGAUUUUAGAGUCAUCGUUCGUGGAAGUAAAAAUUCAUGCACUAUUUAUGCCGGUGAAUCUCCAACUAUUGUUGCCAAGAUGGAGAAUAAUGGAGGCUUCAAAGUCUUGGUCUAUCCCAACGUGGACUACGCAUUCAUAGUGGCACUACUUAUGAUUAUUGAUGACAUCAAAGAUUAUGAUGUGUUGGUAAAUGCGACGGUGAGUGGUGUCCUAACUGUGGCGACGGGGGGUAUCUUACCUAUUCUGACAUUGUUUGAGGGAGAAAAUUUAGAAGAAGAAACCUUAGAUGGAGAAAACUUAGAAGACGAAUACUUACAAGAAGGAGAAAACAACUCAGGUGGAGAAAACUUAGAUGGAGAAAACAACCCAGAAGGAGAAAAUUUAGAUGGAGAAAACUUAGAAGUAGAAAACAACUUCGAAGCUGAAACUUAGACGCAGCUUCGUAAGUGAGUGCUUGUGGUAUUGUUCUCUAAUUGGCAUUAAUGUUUAUGUAGUUUCAUGUCAAUAAUAAUCUGCAUAAUAAAGGUUUUCAUUAAAUGUCAAUGCAGAUUAGCCAGCUGGUUAAAUUCUUAUUAUGUCGUCGAAGUUUUAUUGUUGUAUAUGAAACAAAUUAAAAUUAAAUCUUGGGCAUGAUUUUGGUUAGAACAGGUUGUAUCUUUUCAUUUUAGUGCAUGAAUAAAAUUGAGAAGAUAUUGUAAAUAAAAAAAGAUGUAAUAUUUUUCGUAGUUUUUUUAUAAAAAAAAUUGAGUAAUGAUAUUGGAACA
This is a messenger RNA of Glycine soja, 1151 nucleotides long. RefSeq names its product protein LURP-one-related 10-like. Lineage: Eukaryota; Viridiplantae; Streptophyta; Magnoliopsida; Fabales; Fabaceae. The record is from RefSeq and is a predicted model, not a curated record. The transcript is spliced from 3 exons. The coding region runs from base 22 to 819 and encodes 265 amino acids.